GGCGGUGGGAGGCCACACCCCGCGCGGGCCCGCGUAUUUCCUCGGGAGCCCGCGGCCGCCGCGCAGACAGCGCCGAGAUGCGGGGCCCCAGGCUUGUGACCGCCGCCCGCCUUUUCUGCGUGUGGAGCGCGGCGCUGGCCGCCGUCCCCGGGCCCAGGUUUCUGGUGACAGUCCCUGGGAUCAUCCGGCCAGGAGGAAAUGUGACCAUUGGGGUGGAGCUUCUGGAACACAGUCCCUCACAGGUCACCGUGAAGGCAGAGCUGAUGAAGACGGUGGCGAACCGCUCCGUCUCUGUCCUGGAGGCAGAAGGAAUCUUUGAAAAAGGGUCUUUCAAGACACUUAUUCUUCCAUCACUACCUCUGAACAGUGCCGAUGAGAUGUAUGAGCUCCGUGUCACCGGACGUGCCCAGGAUGAGAUUUUAUUCUCGAAUAGUACGCGCUUAUCAUUUGAGACCAAGAGAAUGACUGUCUUCAUUCAAACAGACAAGCCCCUAUAUAAACCAAAGCAGGAAGUGAAGUUUCGUGUUGUUACACUCUUCUCUGAUUUUAAGCCUUACAAAACCUUUUUAAACAUUCUAAUUAAGGAUCCGAAGUCAAAUUUGAUCCAACAGUGGUUAUCAGAAAAAAGUGAUCUUGGAGUUGUUUCUAAAACUUUCCAGUUAUCUUCCCAUCCAAUACUUGGUGACUGGUCCAUCCAAGUUCAAGUGAAUGACCAGACAUAUUAUCAGUCAUUUCAGGUUUCAGAAUAUGUAUUACCAAAGUUUGAAGUUGCUUUGCAGACACCAUUAUAUUGUUCUUUAAAUUCUAAGAGUUUAAAUGGUACUGUCACCGCAAAGUAUACAUAUGGGAAGCCUGUGAAAGGAGACCUAACACUUACAUUUUUACCUUUAUCCUUCUGGGGUGUGAAGAAAAAUAUUACAAAAACAUUGAAGAUAAAUGGAUCUGCAAACUUCUCUUUUAAUGAUGAAGAGAUGAAAAAGGUAAUGGAGUUUUCGGAUGGACCUUCUGAACACAUGUACCUGUCUUCUCCUGGGCCAGUAGAAAUCUUAGCCACAGUGACAGAAUCACUUACAGGUAUCUCAAGAAAUGCAAGCUCCAAUGUAUUUUUCAAGCAGCACGAUUACAUCAUUGAAUUUUUUGACUAUGCUACUGUCUUGAAGCCAUCUCUCAACUUCACAGCCACUGUAAAGGUAACCCGUUCUGAUGGUCAUCAGCUGACUCCUGAAGAAAGAAGAAAUAAUGUAGUCUUAAUGGUGACUCAGAGAAACUAUACUGAGUACUGGAGCAGAUGGGACACUCGAAAUCAGGAUGUAGGGGCUGUCCAGAUCAUAAAUCAUACUGUCCCCGCAAAUGGAAUCUUCAAGAUCGAAUUUCCAAUCCUGGAUGAUUCCAGCGAGCUACAAGUGAAGGCUUCUUUUCUCGAUAGUAUAAGUAACAUGGCAGUUCAUGGUAUGUUUAAGUCUCCUAGUAAAACCUACAUCCAGCUGAAAGCAAAAGAUGAGAAUAUAAAGGUGGGAUCACCAUUUGAGUUGGUGGUUAUUGGCAACAAGCAGUUGAAGGAGUUAAGUUACAUGGUUGUGUCCAGGGGACAGUUGGUGGCUGUAGGCAAGCAAAAUUCAACAACCUUUUCCUUAACACCAGAAAAUUCUUGGGCCCCAAAAGCCUGUAUCAUUGUGUAUUAUAUUGAAGAUGAUGGGGAAAUUAUAAAUGAUGUUCUGAAAAUUCCUGUUCAGCUUGUUUUUAAAAAUAAGAUACAGCUAUUUUGGAGUAAAGCCAAUGCUGAACCAUCUGAGAAAGUCUCUCUCAGGAUCUCUGUGACACGGCCAGACUCAAUAGUUGGUAUCGUAGCUGUCGACAAGAGUGUGAACCUGAUGAAUGUCUCAAAUGAUAUUACAAUGGAAAAUGUGGUCCAUGAAUUGGAACUUUAUAACACAGGAUAUUAUUUAGGCAUGUUCAUGAAUUCUUUUGCAGUCUUUCAGGAGUGUGGCCUCUGGGUAUUGACGGAUGCAAACCUUGUGAAGGAUUACAUUGACGGUGUUUAUGACAGCGUAGAGUUGGCUGAGAGGUUUGUGGACGAAAAUGAAAGCUACUUGGUAGAUCUUCAUGACUUUUCUCUGGGUAGCAGUCCACGUGUGCGAAAGCAUUUUCCGGAGACUUGGAUAUGGCUAGACACCAACAUGGGUUCCAGGAUUUACCAAGAAUUUGAAGUUACUGUGCCUGAUUCUAUCACUUCUUGGGUUGCAACUGCUUUUGUGAUCUCUGAGGAUUUAGGUCUUGGACUAACAACUGCUCCAGUGGAGCUCCAAGCCUUCCAACCAUUUUUCAUUUUUUUGAAUCUUCCAUACUCUGUCAUCAGAGGUGAAGAAUUUGCUUUGGAAGUAACCAUAUUCAAUUAUUUGAAAGAUGCCACUGAGGUUAAGGUAAUCAUUGAGAAAAGUGGUGCAUUUGAUAUUCUAAUGGCUUCGAAUGAAAUAAAUGCCACGGGACACCAGCAGACCAUUCUGGUUCCCAGUGAGGAUGGGGCAACUGUUCUUUUCCCCAUCAGGCCAACACGUCUGGGGGAAGUGCCCAUCACGGUCACAGCUGUUUCACCUACUGCUUCUGAUGCUGUCACCCAGAGGAUUUUAGUGAAGGCUGAAGGAAUAGAAAAAUCAUAUUCACAAUCCAUCUUGCUAGAUUUGACGGACAGCAUGCUCCAAACUACCCUGAAAACACUGAGUUUCUCCUUUCCUCCUCACACAGUGAGUGGCAGUGAGAGGGUUCAGAUCACUGCAAUCGGAGAUAUUCUUGGUUCGUCUAUCAAUGGCCUAGCCUCCCUGAUUCGGAUGCCUUAUGGCUGUGGUGAACAGAACAUGAUAAAUUUUGCUCCAAAUAUUUAUGUUUUGGAUUACCUGACUAAAAAGAAACAACUGACCGAGAAUAUAAAAGAAAAAGCCCUUUCUUUUAUGAGGCAAGGUUACCAGAGAGAACUGCUCUAUCAGAGGGAAGAUGGCUCUUUCAGUGCUUUUGGGAACGAUGACCCUUCUGGAAGCACUUGGUAA
Molecule: messenger RNA, 3041 nt
Organism: Odocoileus virginianus texanus
Lineage: Eukaryota; Metazoa; Chordata; Mammalia; Artiodactyla; Cervidae
Source: RefSeq, a predicted model, not a curated record